AUGGAACGAGAAGUAUGGGUACAUGGAACAGACUGGCUGGAGCCUCAAGGGACUAAGGCUGUGUCCCUUCGAGAUCAGACCAUUCCCAGCGCCACGAACACAAGCAGCUCUUUUGGAAAGGGCUCCAGGUGGGAUACCAAGAAAUCAGAAGAGAAAUGCAAGGCCUUCCAGGAAAUUUGCAAAUACUUCUCUGAGGAGGAGUGGACAGAGUGGGAAACAGAGAAAAGCACCUAUGUGUACAUGAAAAACAACUAUGACACCAUGACUGGUCUAGGUCUCAGGGCCACCCUCCCAGCCUUGUUGUGUCCUAAAAAACUUACACGGAAUUCCAUGGGCACAGAUCAGAACCCCAGGAAUCAGAAUGAACAUCCUCAGAAGGCUUCCAAAGUCCAACAGAGAAAACAGCUGAAGGUAUCUUCCAAAUCUAAAGAGCAACAGAGCCUUUCUCCCCCCAUGGAUGUGAAUAUGGUGGAGUCCAAGAAGCCAUGGGAAGAAAAUGACUUGAAGCUACCAUGGAUUAAAAAGUCAGUAGGACCCUGGAAAGGGAAGAAUAACAUUUGGGCCCACAGACCAAGAGGAAAACAGAACCCAGUUGUUUAUGAAGAGAUUGGUGACCCCAAGGAAAACGACUAA
This is a messenger RNA of Myotis lucifugus (little brown bat), 633 nucleotides long. RefSeq names its product protein SSX1-like. The record is from RefSeq and is a predicted model, not a curated record. Lineage: Eukaryota; Metazoa; Chordata; Mammalia; Chiroptera; Vespertilionidae. Gene Ontology annotation, cellular component: nucleus. Gene Ontology annotation, biological process: regulation of DNA-templated transcription.